Molecule: messenger RNA, 1099 nt
Organism: Camelina sativa (false flax)
Lineage: Eukaryota; Viridiplantae; Streptophyta; Magnoliopsida; Brassicales; Brassicaceae
Product: cell number regulator 6
Source: RefSeq, a predicted model, not a curated record
UCACAUAGACGAGUCACGACGUAUCACGCGUAUCGAAACAAAACGUUGUUAGAGAGAGUUUCUUCGAUUCCGGCGACCUCAUUGGUGGUGUGACACUACUUUUGUACCUUUCUCUUCGCUUUACACUCCUUGAGCGGUUUCGAUGGCGGACGGAAACGCCGCUUCGCGUUACGUGAAAUUGAGGAAAGAGCAGGCUCCUGUCGAAGAAGAUAUCACACCCGGCGAACUCAAUCAGCCCAUUGAUGUUCCUCAGUUGAAUGUCCGAAAGUGCCAUGAAUGUAUGCAAGUUUUACCUGAGACAUAUGAACCCCCUUCUGAUGAAAACUGGACCACCGGCAUUUUUGGUUGUGCUGAAGAUCCAGAAAGCUGCAGGACUGGUCUCUUUUGCCCGUGUGUACUGUUUGGGCGUAACGUUGAAGCAGUGAGGGACGAGAUUCCUUGGAACCAAGCAUGUGUAUGCCAUGCAAUAUGUGUCGAAGGAGGUAUGGCACUUGCAGCAGUAACCGCACUCUUCAGUGGCUACAUUGAUCCUCAAACAACAGUCGUGAUAUGCGAAGGCCUCUUCUUUGCUUGGUGGAUGUGUGGAAUCUAUUCAGGUUUGUUCCGCCAAGAACUCCAGAAGAAAUAUCAUCUCAAGAAUGCGCCUUGUGAUCAUUGCAUGGUUCACUGUUGCCUGCACUGGUGUGCUUUGUGCCAGGAACACAGGGAGAUGAAGAAUCAUCUUUCUGACACAGAAGCCUCAUCAUCAACUACAAUGGAUCCUCCCCCGGUUCAAGAGAUGAACACCGAGGAGAAAAGAGACGAUUCAUCUUCUUCGUCUUCUUCGUCCCCAUCAUCUGCCAAAAGCCAACACAAUGAUCUCGAGAUGGUCCCUCUAUAGGAAACGUUCCCUCUAAAGCUGUUUUUUUCCGUGCAGAGAAGUUUUCGUACCAGAUGAUUCUAUUUGCCCUUAGGUUUUACAUAUGCAAAAGUUUGUUCUAAGAGAACAAUUGUCAUUUUUCAGAACUUAAUUCAUGACUUCACUGAAUCUCUUGUGAGAAGUAGAAACAUCUGUCUCUGAACUAUUUGGUGACUAAAUGAUUACGUCUUAUGAUAGAAA